Molecule: messenger RNA, 1257 nt
Organism: Orbilia oligospora ATCC 24927
Lineage: Eukaryota; Fungi; Ascomycota; Orbiliomycetes; Orbiliales; Orbiliaceae
Exons: 2
Coding region: 1-1257 (418 amino acids)
Biological process (GO): glucan catabolic process
Cellular component (GO): extracellular region; cell surface
Molecular function (GO): glucan exo-1,3-beta-glucosidase activity
Source: RefSeq, a predicted model, not a curated record
AUGAAGUUAUCGGUGAUAGCGAGCGCCUUACUGGCUACCUGUGUGGCCGCCAGACCAGAGCCUUUGCUACAAAUUCGACAAAAUGUGGGUUUUAGCUUUGAUACGAAUAAAGUCCGCGGUGUGAAUAUUGGUGGUUGGCUCGUCCUCGAACCCUGGAUCUCUCCAUCCCUCUGGGAUCGCUGGAAAGCAAACCCUUCCGCCGGUCCAGUCGACGAAUAUAAUCUCUGUCGCGUCCUCGGCAAAACAGCCUGUCAGGCUCACCUGAAGAAACAUUGGGACACCUGGAUCACUCAGAACGAUUUCAACCUCAUCAAAUCCUACGGUCUAAACACCGUACGAAUCCCGAUCGGUUACUGGGCAUUCACAUUGAACUCCGGCGACCCGUACGUUCAAGGACAAGUCGCCUACCUCGACCGUGCGAUCGUAUGGGCCAGAGCAGCUGGGUUAAAAGUCUGGAUCGACCUUCACGGUGCUCCCGGGGGUCAAAAUGGAUUUGAUAACUCCGGAUUGAGGGACAGAAUUGGGUUUUUGCAAGGGAAUACAGCAGCACAGCUGUUGGCUGUGAUUAAGAAGGUGGCGGAUAAGUACAGUCAACCGCAGUAUAGGGAUACUGUUGUGCUUAUCGAGGUGUUGAACGAACCUAUGGGGCCUAAAUUGGAUUGGAGUAAACUUAGACAGUUUACUUACGAUGGAUGGGCUAUUGUCAGAAGAGCCGGACCGACUUGGGUUGCAUAUAGCGAUGCUUUCUUACCGCUUUCCAAGUGGAACGGACUUUUGGCACCUUCGAAUAAAGCGCUUGUUGAUAAACACCGUUAUCAAGUAUUCUCGGAGGGAGAGGUAUCCAGGAGUUACUGGCAGCAAUUCGACUCUGCCUGUAGCGCACGAUGGGAGUUCAAGGGAAGCAACAAGUACGUCGUCGUCGGAGAGUGGAGUGCUGCCAUGACCGAUUGCGCAAGAUGGUUGAACGGAUGGAAUCGAGGAGCCAGAUACGACGGAACAUUCCAAAGUUCGAGGUCUUACGGAACAUGCAACGGCAAGGGCGACGCCGACCGUAUGACACAGACGCAAAAGGAUGAUUUGAGACGGUUCGUCGAGGCUCAGUUGGAUAGUUAUGAAACGACCAAUGGAUGGAUCUUUUGGACUUGGAAGACGGAGCCAGGCAAUCGUAGUGACGAUUGGAGUUAUUCGAAACUGGUCGCGAGGGGGAUUAUGCCCAAGCCACCAGGAUCGAGAAGAUUCCCUAAGCCAUGCGGUUAA